Messenger RNA from Anarrhichthys ocellatus (wolf-eel), 2713 nucleotides. It is a transcript of the gene slc7a10a, whose product is annotated as solute carrier family 7 member 10a. Gene Ontology annotation, molecular function: L-amino acid transmembrane transporter activity; neutral L-amino acid transmembrane transporter activity. Gene Ontology annotation, cellular component: membrane. Gene Ontology annotation, biological process: D-serine transmembrane transport; D-alanine transmembrane transport. The record is from RefSeq and is a predicted model, not a curated record. Lineage: Eukaryota; Metazoa; Chordata; Actinopteri; Perciformes; Anarhichadidae.
AUGGCUAGUUUUCCUAUUCAAGAUAAUAAAAGCCAAGUGGAAAUAACCCUCUUAUCUUUGUGUUUCUCCAAAGGUAACAUUAUUGGCUCUGGGAUAUUCAUCUCACCUAAAGGAGUAUUGGAGCAUGCAGGCUCCGUGGGGCUGUCACUCAUCGUCUGGGUUUGUGGAGGGGGGAUCUGUGCCCUUGGCUCCCUGUGCUACGCUGAACUUGGUGUCACUAUCCCAAAAUCUGGAGGAGACUAUUCAUAUGUGACAGAAAUCUUUGGAGGGCUAGUAGGCUUCCUGUUGUUAUGGAGUGCCGUCCUCAUCAUGUAUCCGACAACGCUGGCUGUCAUCGCGCUCACCUUCUCCAAUUACGUCUUGCAGCCGGCCUUCGAGGACUGCCUGCCACCGUACAUCGCCACCAGACUCCUCGCCACCAUCUGUAUCUUAUUCCUGACCUGGGUGAACUGCUCCAGUGUGCGCUGGGCGACAAGGAUCCAGGAUGUUUUCACUGUAGGAAAACUGCUUGCUCUGGUACUCAUCAUAGUGGUCGGACUCAUCCAGAUCUGUCGAGGUCACUAUGACGCCCUUCGGCCCAGUGUGGCCUUUAAAUUCAGUCAGGACCCCUCAGUGGGACAGAUAGCGCUGGCCUUCCUUCAGGCCUCCUUCGCCUACAGCGGCUGGAACUUCCUCAACUACGUCACAGAGGAAGUCGUGGAGCCACGCAAGAACCUGCCCCGUGCCAUCUACAUUUCCAUCCCACUGGUGACCCUUGUCUACACUAUGACCAAUAUUGCCUACUUCUCCUCCAUGACCCCCGAGGAGCUGCUGGCCUCCAACGCUGUGGCAGUGACAUUCGGGGAGAAGCUGCUGGGGAUGUUUUCCUGGGUGAUGCCGAUCUCUGUAGCGCUGUCCACCUUUGGAGGAAUCAACGGAUAUCUGUUCACCUCCUCCAGAUUGUGUUUCUCAGGCGCCAGAGAGGGUCACUUGCCUUAUCUGCUGGCUAUGAUCCACCUCAAGAACUGCACUCCUAUCCCCGCCCUGCUGGUCUGCUGCACUGCCACCAUAUUCAUCCUGUGCAUCGGAGAGACACACAACCUGAUCAACUAUGUGUCCUUUAUCAACUAUUUGUCCUACGGCGUAACCAUUGCUGGCCUCCUCUACCUCCGCAAGAAAAGACCCAACCUGGUCAGACCCAUCAAGGUAAGCAUGUUGGUCCCCAUCGCCUACUUGAUAUUCUGGGCUGUGCUGCUGUGCUUCAGUCUGUACUCUGAGCCGGUGGUUUGUGGCCUGGGAAUGGUCAUCAUGCUGUCUGGAGUCCCUGUAUACUUUGUGGGUGUUCAUUGGAAGGACAAACCCAAAUGUGUCUACCGGCUAGUCGAAAGAGUCACAUACAUGGGCCAGAAGGUGUGUAAUGUGGUGUUUCCUCAGGAAGACCUUUCAGAGACUGAACCCCUCACUUCCUCCAAAGCCACUGACUGAGCAAUGCAGUCAACCGGGAAUUCCCUUUUUACAUCGGGACUUGCAUUUACAUUUUUUUUAUUUUUUGCGUUACAAUGUUUCACAUCGGUUAGUUUGUGGAUGUUGAAGGAAAAGGUUUUCGUCCAUGUUCUUGCACAGGUGCAGCCUGAAUGGGGCCGCGAUGAAGCUCCAGUAUAAAAGAAGUGGAGGGUUACACUUAGGACAGUAGCACGUUAAACCCUAAAGCCCCGAAAUAUGAUUUUACUAGUUGGUUGAUACUGUUCCUCCAUUCUCCUCGCCAGUAUGCUGAAAGAUCUUUAUCUCAUCUUCUCCCUUCUACUCACUCAAAGAACCUCUGUCCGUCAUCUUCUGCUUCACUGCCAAGAUAUGCUUCUUUUAUGAUUUUAACUAAAUCCCUGAGCUAAUUAAUGUGCCUUAUGAAACGCAUGUGUUGGUGUAGUGGAUUGGUUUGUGCGGGUAUUUUGAUAGUGUAAUAUCUUAUUGAGGUAAAUAUGCAAGCAGUUUCUGCACUUAGCAAUACUUCUCUAUUACUGCUGCUACCUUCAGCUCUGUUUAUUCACUAAUUAUUCACAUGAUCUUUACUGUUUUUCAACUAUGGAUUAAUACUUUUUCUGUCUGUAUCUCUGCUUGGCCACAGUAUCAGGCCAUUCUUUUUACUUUACACCCCGUUCUCUCUUUUGUUAUAUAUACUAUAACACUACAUUCUCCUGAGAGAUAAUGUGGGUGCCAUCAUAUUAUUAUUAGAGAUUGCAUACUCAUCAUUCCCAGCAAUAUUUACAGCACAGGGGAGACGGGAGAACGACGGGAAGUCAGUGGCCGUCAGCUGAACGAAUGGCUCGCGGAAAUGAACGAGUUGCAUCGUUACAACACGUGUCGACGGGCUGUUCUGCUUUGGAAAUGUUCUAAUCUUUAGGAAUGCCACUCUGAACUCUCUCAAGGUGCUUGACCCACCAGGACAGUUAUUCCAUUUCAGAUUCCUCACCUGAUGUUAUGAUGCAGCGCUAACAUGCUGUUGAAUGACACAUCUGUAUUGACAGAUCUAUUGGUAGCUGGCAGUGGAUGUUUACUUGUGCACGGGCCUGCUCACACUUCCCCAAAGACACAUCACUGAAAUUACCCCAGGCUCACCGACUUUUUAUAGAUCAGCUGUCUUGCUAUGCUACUAUUGAAUAUACUGCUCAAAAAAAUAAAGGGAACACUUAAACAACACAAUGUAACUCCAAGUCAAUCACACUUCUGUGAAAUCAAA